This is a messenger RNA of Paracoccidioides lutzii Pb01, 276 nucleotides long. RefSeq lists its product as hypothetical. The coding region runs from base 1 to 276 and encodes 91 amino acids. The transcript is spliced from 2 exons. The record is from RefSeq and is a predicted model, not a curated record.
AUGCGACACACUGCGUUAUACCGAGACUUCCAGGUCGCAACAUACGGAGUUGUCCGGCGGUGGGGCCAGCAGCGACAGGGGCAUGCAACCCAUGGGAAAUUCAUAACCGGGCCCGGUAAGACGCAGAUAUACAGUCAUACGGCACGGAAUGUAGAGGAUGGUUCUGCCCCAGUGUUGGUUGAUCGAUAUACGCAACAUUCACCGGCGGCCUUUCUCUCGGAGCGAAGGAUUAAAAUGGCGGAGAACCCUAAGUUUCCAGGAGACCCAACCACGUGA